UCACAUUAUGGCUGAAAAUUGGGUAUCCAAACAGCCGAAUUACUCUCUCUAUCCAAACAGCUGAAUUACUCUCUCUUUCUCUCUCUUAUCCAAUUUUGUGCUUCAUAAUUUCAUGCAUUCAUUACCCAAGCAAUGGCGCCUUCUUCACUCUCCUCUCCGCUCCAUACAUGGCUUGUGGCAGCACGUCAAUCGGACAACCUUUGCAACUCGCGCACCAGGAAGAGAAUCGUAACUCAUUGCGGCAACCGCGGCAAAACUAGGGUUGUGGCUGAGCAAUCUGCAAAGGAAGCACCGAAGCCGAAGAGGAGAGUUGUUGUGACUGGAGUUGGUGUUGUAACUCCGAUUGGGCAUGACACAGACUUGUUCUACAAUAAUCUCCUUGAAGGUGUUAGUGGCAUCAGUGAGAUUGAGGGUUUCGACUGUUCUAAAUUUCCCACUAGAAUUGCAGGGGAAAUCAAGAAGUUUUCAGCUGAUGGGUGGGUUUCACCUAAACUUGUUAAUAGAGCAGAUAAGUCUAUGCUUUAUAUGCUCACUGCUGGGAAGAAGGCUCUGGAGGAUGGUGGAGUCACAGAUGAUGUUAUAGCAGAGUUAGAUAAAACGAAAUGUGGGAUUGUAAUUGGUUCUGCUCUUGGGGGUCUCAAGGUUUGUACUGAUGCAGUAGAGGCUUCAUUGGUAUCAUACAGAAAAGUAAAUCCUUUCAGUAUACCUUUUGGUUCACAUAGUAUGGGAGCUGCCAUUCUUGCAAUGGAUUUGGAUUGGAUGGGUCCAAAUUAUGCCAUAAAUGCAAAUGGUGCAACAAGCAACUUCUGCAUCCUAAAUGCUGCAAAUCAUAUCUUAAGGGGAAAUACAGAUAUGAUGCUUUGUGGUGGCACAGAAUCAGCACUUACUCCUAUAGGCCUUGGAGGCUACGUUUCAUGUGCAGCCCUCUCAAAGAGGAAUAGCGAUCCAACAAGAGCUUCUCGUCCUUGGGAUAGGGAGAGGGAUGGAUCUGUUUUGGGGGAAGGAUCUGGUGUGUUACUCUUGGAAGAACUAAAUCAUGCAAAGAAAAGAAAGGCAAAAAUAUAUGCAGAGAUACUAGGUGGAAGCCUCACUUGUGAUGCUUACAACGUGACCGAGCCACACCCAGAUGGAGCUGGUACUGUUCUGUGCAUCGAGAAGGCCUUAGCUCAAUCCGGGGUGGGCAGAGAAGAUGUCAAUUAUAUCAAUGCUCAUGCCUCUUCAACCCCAGAUGGUGAUCUGAGAGAGUAUGAAGCUCUAAUCCAUUGUUUCAGACAGAAUCCCGAGCUUAAAAUGAAUUCUACAAAAUCUAUGAUUGGCAACCUCCUGGGGGCUGCUGGUGCAGUGGAAGCGAUUGCAACGGUUAAGGCUAUACAGACAGGGUGGAUCCAUCCAAAUCCCAAUCUUGAAAACCCUGACAAAGGCUUUGAUACAAAUGUGGUGGUUGGUAGAAAGAAGGAGAAGCUGACCAUAAAAGUGGCCCUUUCUAAUUCAUUUGGCUUUGGAGGACUCAACUCUUGUAUUCUAUUCGCCCCCUACAAGGAUGAUGACUAAAACCCCAAACAGAACCUCCGGAUGGGUUGAAAGAACCUCUUAUUU
Messenger RNA from Ipomoea triloba (trilobed morning glory), 1596 nucleotides. Its product is annotated as 3-oxoacyl-[acyl-carrier-protein] synthase II, chloroplastic-like. Gene Ontology annotation, biological process: fatty acid biosynthetic process. The coding region runs from base 133 to 1551 and encodes 472 amino acids. Gene Ontology annotation, molecular function: 3-oxoacyl-[acyl-carrier-protein] synthase activity. Gene Ontology annotation, cellular component: chloroplast stroma. Lineage: Eukaryota; Viridiplantae; Streptophyta; Magnoliopsida; Solanales; Convolvulaceae. The transcript is spliced from 12 exons. The record is from RefSeq and is a predicted model, not a curated record.